Lactuca sativa (garden lettuce) is the source of this 593-nucleotide messenger RNA. Lineage: Eukaryota; Viridiplantae; Streptophyta; Magnoliopsida; Asterales; Asteraceae. The record is from RefSeq and is a predicted model, not a curated record.
UCAGCCUGCUGCUUCUCUUUCUUCACUUGAUCACCGGAUUCAUCAUCGUUAGAUUUCUGUAUCAAGUGUUUCUAACUGAGAAAAAGGGUUGAGUUCAUAGAUUCAAUGAUUGGGGACUCCGAAGACUCGCAUACAAGAUCCAAAAAGCAAAAAAAUGCACAUUACAUCUUGAUGAACAGUUUUGUCAAUUGUUGUUUGCCGAAAGUGUAGUGGUGAAAGGCCAAAUAUGCGAUUUUACCUAAAAGACUUCCUGCAUUACCCAUGAUUGAAACAUGUUAAUCACUCCAAGGUGGCUUAUGUUGAAGAGCGGGAAGAAUCAGUUGAUUUACUCACCCUUUUUAGUCGAAGCAGUCAACAGGUUUGACCAGGAGAUAUAUCGCGUGAAGCUUCCAGGACCACCUAAUAUUGGAGAAGGGAAACCUGAAAAUCAAAACCAUGUCAUGUCUUUUGGAUUAUUAUAUAAGGGGAGUAGGGGAGAAGCUGAGAAAGCUGACAAGAAAGCUGAUGAAAAUGAUGAAGGCCAACCACUUCCAGGAACUGCUAGACAUAGGGAAUUUUAUCCGGAAGGUGUAGCUAAGGUCCUACAGAGAUGA